Molecule: messenger RNA, 2806 nt
Organism: Gymnodraco acuticeps
Lineage: Eukaryota; Metazoa; Chordata; Actinopteri; Perciformes; Bathydraconidae
Gene: c7a
Product: complement component 7a
Exons: 18
Coding region: 94-2610 (838 amino acids)
Biological process (GO): immune response
Cellular component (GO): membrane attack complex
Molecular function (GO): protein binding
Source: RefSeq, a predicted model, not a curated record
CAAUGUCCUUCCAACAGUUUGACUCCAUAACAAGAACAACACCAAGCCUCCACACCAUUUCAAGACUCUUCUGUUUGCUGCUCUACACCCACCAUGAAGAGAAUUACUCAACUUCUUUUUGCAGCCUUGCCAUGGCUGCUAUUCCAGGUCAUUUCAAAGGGGUUUUGUGAACAAAGAGUUAAUUGCCAGUGGGGGCCUUAUGGUGAAUGGUCAGAGUGUGAUGGCUGCACCAAAUUACAGACAAGGAGUCGAGCUAUGGCAGUACACACUCAGUUUGGAGGGAACCCAUGUGAUGGGGAUCGCAGCGAGACCAGAGCCUGUGAAACGACGCAAGGCUGCCCUCUGGAGGAGGGAUGUGGGGACAGGUUUCGCUGUCGUUCAGGGCAGUGCAUAAAUCGGGCUCUGCUGUGUAACGGAGAUCAGGACUGUGAGGAAGAUGGACACGAUGAACAGGUCUGUGUCGUUGAAAAAUACAUUACAUGUGGGAUGUCAGUUCCUCCGCCUAACAUCAAGGACCUAGGACUCGGGUUUGAUGUGGUGUCAGGGAAGCGGAGGGGCAGUGUCAUCAACACAGUGAGCUUUGGGGGGCAGUGCCGCAAGAUCUACAGCGGAGUUCAUAAAACUUUGUACAGACUGCCCCUUAGUACCAUCCAGUACAGCUUCUUGGUCAAAGCUCAAAAUGACUUCAGUGAUGAGACGUUCACCAGUAAAUGGCACUAUGCAAAGGACAUUAUCAAUAGAGAGAAAGUGACCGGGACAACGGAAGGAUUUAGCAACUAUGACUUUCAUGAGACACAUGACACGGCUCAGAAACAAAAGCUUUUGAUUUUAAAGAGUGACAUAGAGGUGACUCAGUUCCAGAGUAACUCCCCUCAGUACCUCCCAUUAUCUGAGGAGUUUUGGAAGACACUGGUUAAACUCCCAUCAGUCUACGACUACGCUGCAUACAGGAAUGUGUUGGAGAGGUUUGGAACACACUACCUGUCUGCAGGAAGCCUCGGAGGCUCAUUCAAGGUCAUCGCAAAGAUUGAUGAAGAAACUGAGAAAUUGAUGGUCAGUGAAAGCUCUCAUUAUGAUGAAUGUGCAAGGACUAAACGCUGGGUUUUUAUAUUCCCCAUCACCCAUGUGUCCUGCAAGAGUGGCCAAAGUCCAACACGAUCAACAUCUGACAUUACUAGGAGGUUAAACUUCCAAAAAGUGGAUGUGCAAGGAGGAGGCAGCCAACAAAAAGCUGCCCUUUUGCUCAUACAGCCGUCUUCUCCUGACAGGAACUGGGAAGUGUACUCAAACUGGGCCGAGUCUGUCGGGUCAUUUCCACAUGUUACGAAACAAACGCUGCGGCCCCUGUCAGAGCUGGUGAAGGAGGUCCAGUGUGCCGGGGCGAAGAGGCUGUACCUCCGUAGGGCCAUAGAGCAGUACCUCAGUGAGAGCCACACCUGCCACUGUCGGCCCUGCAGAAACAAUGGCAUGGUUGUCAUGGAUGGAGAUGAGUGCAAAUGCAUCUGUAAGCAUGGCACAUCAGGAGUGGCCUGUGAGGAGGGAACUGAAGCCGAGGGUCAGCCGGGGGUGAUUGACGGUAUUUGGGCCUGCUGGUCUGCCUGGUCGUCGUGCUCUGGGGUCAAAAGGUCAAGAAGUCGCUCCUGCUCUAAUCCCGCUCCUCAGAACGCUGGACAACAAUGUAUCGGAGAACCCACUGAGACAUCCAACUGUGAAGACCAAGACAUGCAAUACUUAAGAACUAUGGAGCCUCAGUGCUUUGACCAAACUCUCCCAGCAAGCCAGACCUGUGGAACACCGCCUGCUCUGAUCAAUGGCUACAUACUGGUCCCUAAGGACAUCUACCUUGUGGGUAGUAAGGUUGACUACACCUGCACAGAAGGAUUAUAUCUUGUUGGUUUUGGCACUAUUGAAUGCACUGCUAGUCAAACCUGGUCUGCGAAGCCUGGACCGUGCACAAAUGCUAGGUGCACCAUAGAUUCCCUUGAUGAGGACGUCAUUGCCUCUCCUCAACAAGAGGUCUACGGCAUUGGGGAGUCAGUCACUUUGUCUUGUCCAGAAGGCAGACAGCUAAUAGGAGAAGCAACUCUUAUGUGUGACCCCAGUCUGAAUUUUUCACCAGACCCAGCAGACAUCAAAUGCAGUCCAGUCACUGUGUCUCAAGCACCCACCUCUUCGCUCCAAUGUCAACCCUGGGAGAAAUCAUCCAGAGGAAAAUGUGUUUGCAAAAUGCCUUUCGAAUGCAGUUCAUCUUUGGAGGUGUGCGUCACUACCUCUAGCAGAAGCCCAGUCCUUCUGAACGUGUGCAAAAUGCAAUCACUGCAGUGUUUGGGGAAGAACCACACGAUGGCAGAGGAAAGCUCCUGCGUGUGGCCGCAGCGCAUCACAACAGACUGCACCAACUGUCACAUAUGGGAGACCUGUGAUGAUCAAACCAAUGUGUGUCGCUGUAAGGAGUCUGCAGAUUGCCUAACCCCUGGAUCAAAUGUCUGUGUUCAAGUUGGAGAAGAUGCAAGUGCAGCUUCUCAGACCAUGAGCGAGUGUGAAGCAGGACAGCGGCGUUGUAAGGGAGAAAAGGUUACAGUUGUCAGUAUCCUGCCUUGUGCUGCCUAACAAUGCAAGAAGAGUGUCUGACCUUAUGACCUUAUAUCUCCCCCUUCGUUUACACAUUAAUCCUCUAUAACACAAUACUCAUAUUUUUCCAGUAAAUUAGUAUUGUAUCACCACAUGUACAAGUACACAGUUAUGCAUGUAAACUGCUAUAAUGUAAAACAGUAUAUAGACAAUAAAUAAACAGCAAAAAACACCA